Molecule: messenger RNA, 2379 nt
Organism: Uranotaenia lowii
Lineage: Eukaryota; Metazoa; Arthropoda; Insecta; Diptera; Culicidae
Exons: 4
Coding region: 319-1653 (444 amino acids)
Molecular function (GO): oxidoreductase activity
Source: RefSeq, a predicted model, not a curated record
UCAUUCUCAGCUGAACUUUUGAUACAGCAGCUGUUUUGCCGGUAAUAAUUUUUACAACACGAGACGCGCCGUGUAGUAACUAACGCUUUAGAAUGAGUCAACAACUCAGUUUCAUCGGAUGUGUUCCCGGUUCCGCUGCUGUCUCUGAGAAUAUUUUAAGAACUAUUUCGAAGGAAAAUUUUGCGGCAACUCUGAGCUGCGAACUACGCGGCGGGUUCAAUUGUUCGAGCUGUGUUCCGAUGUGAUUCGAAUACUCUGGCAAAAGUUACAUAUUAUCGAGUAUUAAAUGAAAUCUAGUGUGUUUUGAAGUUUUGUGCAAUGGAAAUGAAGCAGGCCGUGGAAGAUUCAAUUGAGUUGACAGAAGUUGAAAAAGCCGCAAAAUCACAUUUCAGUCGAAUCAUAGCUGAAGGGUCGUCCAAACCUUGCGAUGUCGGUAGUCCAGCAGAUUUGGAAUUCCAACUUCCAGCCUGGUUCGAUGAGGAGAAAUUCAAAAGAGGUCAGAAAUAUUUUCGCGAUAAUCGUUUCGGAAUGAUGCUUUCUAACAUGUGUGGGCUGAUCUCGCUCCUGUCGGAUCCCAAAGGGCUUAACCUGCUGCACAACACCGGCAAAUCGAGCACACCGGAAACGGCACGCAAGCGAUACAUCUCGACGACCCUGCACAUGCUGUCGUGGUACGAGAUCGAUCUGACACCUGGCUCGAAAUCGUGGUUGUCGUUGCAGCGUGUCCGCAAAAUGCACCUGAGUGCAUCCAAUAGCUCCAGCAAAACUGAAGUAGGGUGCAUCAAUCAAAUGGAGGUAUCCUUCACGACAUUUGGUUUCAUGGGUUACGCGCUCAUUCGACCCCACCUGUUGGGGAUUCGUUCCGAUAAUGACGCCGACCGAGAGGCUUUCGUCCACUUUUGGGCCGUGAUGGGAUCCAUGCUGGGUGUCGAGGAUCAGUACAAUAUGUGCCUGCCCGACUUGGCCGUUGUAGAAAUGAUUUGCCGCAUAUUCCUACGGUACGUUUUCCUGCCGUUGAUCCAGUUUGAAUCUCCCUUGUUCAAACAAAUGGUAAAUGCUAUCAUGGACGGAUUGUCGGAGUUCAAUCCUGUAAUGUCGUACGGGAGUAUGUUAUGUUUCAUGAGGCGCGUAGCAGGAGUUCCCGGGUAUCAGUACAACGUUGACUUGGAAAAGGAAAUUAUUUGCCGUCCUAUAUUCAGUGCCAAUGAGCUGAGUGAGAUGAGGAAGUCGUUUGUACAUAACGCUUACUACGAAUGGAUGGAUAACAUUCUCGUGGAUGGUCGAAUCAAUUUGUACGAAGUACGGCCAAUAGCUGAGAGCUGCAGUGUUGAUGCACAAUCUUUGGAUGGGGGUAGUGUCACUGGAUCUUACAGAGCCAUUUCUGAAAACGAAACCAACAAACUGAGAGACAUUGCAUCUUCUUUGCUGGGGUUAAAAAAUACGGAAGAGUUGGUGAAAAUAACAAUUACAGAAGGCGACUGGUCAAGCCAUUUGAAUGAUUCCAAAAUCAACCUAUUGAGUGGGAAGGAUUUAAGGCUGUUCAAAGUUAACUGCAGAUUGAUCGAAAUGAACAAAUCAUGGAUCGGAAACUACAUAAACGAGACCAUGUUAAGUCUCAUGCUGUACCGUAUGCGAAAAGCUCUCGAAAAGUAGAUUGAAGAUUUAGUUUACAGAAAUUCCGUUUUCUCUCGUCAACAAUUUGAACCAAAUAAAACAUAGAUGAAGAAGUUACUGUGGACAUCGAUAAGAAAUAACCUGGAUUACUCUCCGGACAUGUUUUGACUUCGUGUUGGCAACAUCAUGUUGCUCACUUGAACGAACCAUGCACAAUUCUUUUUUCAAUUGUGAGAGACUAUUAGGCAAAUACCAAUAUAAUAUUGAGUGAAUCCGUGUAUCCAUUCUAUAUGUUCUUAACAAACGAUCGCACCACAUCCGUAAAAGAUUUUAGUUAUUACUUAGUGAUGUUCUAAUAUUCAGUAGUACAAACACACCAUCAUGACAUUUUAUGGGAGUUUUCUCACCAGAGAAGAAAACCCAAAUAAAACUUAAAUAUCUUAAGACGCAGAGGAUAACAAAUCUUCUAUCAAGCACAUAACCGUGCGAGCCACAACAAUGUGAUAUCUAUCAGCUGUGACAAUGUGAACUGUGAAUGCAAUAAGAAAUGAAUAGCAAUAAAACAUGCAUGGUUUGGUAAAUAAAGUAUAGUAGAUUUAAAAUUACUUUUAUCUGAAGGGGAGCAGAAGCGGACCAUUAAACCUUAGACAUGAGAUCUGAGACUUGAACCAUGAAACCUAAGACAUGAGAUACGAGAUAUGAGACAUCAAACCUGAGCCAUGGGCCAUCAGACAUAACACACGAGACAAGUUACGUGAGUGGUCU